Messenger RNA from Musa acuminata AAA Group (dessert banana), 2006 nucleotides. Its product is annotated as heat stress transcription factor A-1-like. The coding region runs from base 431 to 1774 and encodes 447 amino acids. Gene Ontology annotation, biological process: cellular response to heat; regulation of transcription by RNA polymerase II. The record is from RefSeq and is a predicted model, not a curated record. Gene Ontology annotation, molecular function: RNA polymerase II cis-regulatory region sequence-specific DNA binding; DNA-binding transcription factor activity. NCBI's taxonomy places the organism in Eukaryota, Viridiplantae, Streptophyta, Magnoliopsida, Zingiberales, Musaceae. Gene Ontology annotation, cellular component: nucleus. The transcript has 2 exons.
AUGUGUGGGGGCAUAAUAGUAUUUUGAUUCAUUGCGAAGGAAAGACGUCGGUGUCGUCGCGGGCUAAUUAAGGAAUCAUCUUUUACGAUGACGUACGCGGAUCCUCUCCAAUUAAACUUUCGAUUGGUGUCAUCCAAUUCGUGCACCGGAACCGUCCGGUGACAUGGACCGCGCCUUUAAGCAUGUGGGUCCAUCCGUCAUUUUGAAUGUGAGCGGUACGAUCACGAUCCGAUGCUAUCUCACCAUUCAUUGAGAUAUCUUUGUUGCUCAAAGACAGCGCCGGGGCAGUUCGACAAGGAACGAGAGAGGAGGACGGAGCCCUACGAUGGCUUUACCUUCUCGUGCGAUCGGAUGAUGAGCCCUGAACUCCGAUCUCAUCUCCGAAUUCUGUUUCCGCCCGCUAGAUCGCAACGAGGAGGGCGGAGGAGCGAUGGAGAAAUGCGGGGGAGAUGGAGAAGCGGUGGCGGGUGCGAUCCCCGGGAUGAACGGGAGUGCGCCGCCGCCGUUCCUCAGCAAGACGUACGACAUGGUGGAUGAUCUGGCGACCGACGCGAUCGUUUCGUGGGGAGCCGGGAAUAACAGCUUCGUGGUGUGGAACACGCCGGACUUCGCUCGGCAUCUCCUGCCCAAGUACUUCAAGCACAGCAAUUUCUCUAGCUUCGUUCGGCAGCUUAAUACCUACGGUUUCAAGAAAGUUGAUCCUGAUCGCUGGGAGUUCGCAAAUGAGGGAUUUCUAAGAGGUCAAAAGCAACUCUUGAAGGCUAUAAACAGGCGGAAACCAUGUCAGUCACAUGCCCGUAGCCAACCAGAGCAGACUCCACCACAGAAUUCUUCUGUUGCGGCAUGUGUCGAGGUAGGCAAGUUUGGGUUGGAGGAAGACAUCGAGGGGCUAAAAAGAGACAAGAAUGUACUCGAGCAGGAGCUCGUCAGGCUGCGGCAACAGCAGCUAGCCGCGGAUGAUCAAUUAGAGACAUUUGUCAAACGCCUUCAGGGCAUGGAACAACGGCAACAGCAAAUGACGUCGUUCCUGGCGAAGGCCAUGCGGAACCCUGCCUUCUUUACACAGUUUUUGCAGCAGAGUGAUGGAAACUUACGCAUACAUGGAGUUAACAAAAAGCGAAGGCUUCCAAACCAAGGUGGUCGGAUAGUGAAGUAUCAGUCACUGAUCAACGAAGCAGCCAGAGCAAUGCUGAGGCAGAUACUCAAGAUGAACACAUCUCCUAGGAUAGAAUCUUCGGCCAAUUCCGAUGAUCUUUCGAGACAGAACAUCCAGUCUUUGUAUGAAGCAUUUGAAAGUACUUCUCGUGUUACACUGUCGGAGGUCCCUUCAGAUUCUAGAGUUUCAUACGUGCCUGCCAGCUCUGGUUUUGAUCAGUCUUCUGCAGCAGUAGCAAAAACGAUGGAAACAGGUGAACUGACCGGCAUAGGAGUGUUAUCGGACAUUGCUCCUUCUCCUACUGAUUUAAGCAUUUCCGAUUUGUCCGAGCUACUUGGAGUUGAGAAUCCGGCAGUGCCUGUGCCUAUCGAGAUAGAUGACUUUUCGGCACAUACUGAUAUUAACUUUCCUGAUGAUGAAGAGAAACUCCCCGGCAUAGUUGAUGCAUUUUGGGAGCAGUUCUUCACGCCUAGCUCUCUGUCAGGUGACACAGACGAUGUCCAGUCCAGCAUACAGGAGAUUGAGAAAAGCACAGAGGGGGGAUUACCGAACAACUCCCAACACAUGGAUCAUCUUACAGAACAGAUGGAGCUUCUUUCAUCAAACAUCAUGAUUUAGUAUAGUAUUUACGUAUCUCAGGGCUACUGCAACCUUGGAUAGGAUAGAUACCACAUACGAUUCGUCAUCAUACGACAUCUGUUCUACCUGUUGUCAAGUAAUUCUUUGAGAUGCUACCAUCUUCCAUUAAAACCUAAAAGCAGUUGUGACCCUAAUAUCCUGCAGUUGCUUGCUGAUUGAGAAUCUCCAAAAGGAAGUUACAUGAUUGGAAGUCCGAAGCAGAGCACAACAA